AUGGCAUCUGAUUCUUUCGACAUUGAUAGACAUUCCACUGAUGAUCCUGAAACUGCAGCUAAGUACAUUGACAUAUCCAAGUUUAAUAAUAUAGAUGAGACCCAAAGCUUUGAUAAGUUUAUUACAAUAGAUCGAGUUGCAGAUAAUAGAAAUGUGAUAUUACUACCGAAUGCAGAGCGUGAAUUCUUCAACAAAAAAUAUAACGGAUAUAUCAAUUGGUUAUGGAACAGAGGAAAGAUUUUUAUUACCUUAACUGCCAUUGCUAUAACUAUUGGUUGUCUCGCAGGUUUUAUACAAGUAUUUACUGAAACUUUGGUAAAUUGGAAAACAGGGUAUUGUACAAGUAAUUGGCUCUUAAACAAGUCAUUCUGUUGUAGUGAUGUUGUAGAUGAAGAAAUGGCAACUAGAGGACUUAGAUUAGUGAGGAGAGAUGAAGGUGCCUGUGUUGCCCAAGGAGUGUGGACUAAUUGGUCAGGUAAGUAUUCAUCAUUUAUACUUUUCGUCUCACUCUCUUUACUCUUUGGAACAAUAAGUGCUUGUUUAAUACGCUACGUUGCACCAAUUGCUACAGGUUCUGGUAUAUCAGAAAUUAAAGUAUGGGUUUCUGGAUUCGAAUAUCAACAGGAAUUUCUAAAUGUAUUAACACUUAUCGUUAAAAGCGUGGCACUACCGCUAACAAUAUCAUCGGGCCUAAGCAUAGGUAAAGAAGGACCAUCCGUACAUUAUGCAGCAUGCUGUGGUUUUGUGGUUGCAAAUUAUUUUCUUAAAGAUAAGAUAGGAUUUACUUCCUUAUCACAGUAUCUAACGGCAGCAAGUGGAGCAGGUGUCGCUGUAGCAUUUGGUGCUCCUAUUGGUGGUGUUUUAUUCGGGUUGGAAGAAAUUGCAUCUGGUGCUAGUUUCAACUCAUCAACACUUUGGAAAUCAUACUAUAUUGCCUUAGUGGCUAUUACUACUUUGAAGCUAAUAAAUCCUUUUAGAAAUGGUAAAGUUGUGUUAUUUCAUGUUACAUAUGACCGUGACUGGAGCACUCAAGAGGUUCCAAUUUUUGUUUUGCUUGGUAUUUUUGGAGGGCUAUAUGGAAUAUAUGUGAGUACAAUGAACAUAAGAUAUGUUCAUUUCAGGAAGAAAUUUCUCUCAAAGUGGCCCAUUCAAGAGGUAGUUAUACUUGUACUUUUUACAUCAGUUAUCUCAUAUUUUAACGAAUUCCUGAAACUUGACAUGACAGAAGGUAUGGGAAUUUUAUUUCACGAAUGCCAAAAGAAUGACAACUCAUCCCCAUUUGCGCACAGACUUUGUCAGAUCGAUGAAAAUACGCAUGUGAUGGACUUCAUAAAACAGCUACUUUCGUUGAUUAUAGCAACGAUCAUUAGAAUUCACUUUACCAUUGUAUCUUACGGAGCCAAAGUUCCGGCCGGCAUUUUUGUACCUUCUAUGGCAAUUGGUGCCACCUUUGGCAGAGCUGUUAGUUUGAUUGCCGAGAGAUUUUUCUUUGCACCAAAUAGCAUAACUCCAGGUGCAUAUGCCUUUCUGGGUGCAGCGGCUACUCUCUGUGGUAUUACUAACUUGACAUUGACUGUUGUUGUUAUAAUGUUCGAGUUAACAGGUGCAUUUAUCUAUAUUAUCCCUACCAUGAUUGUUGUGGCUAUGGCUAGAAUUGUUUUGGCGUCUUUUGGCUUUCAUGGUGGGAUUGCGGAUCAAAUGGUAGAGGUGAAUGGUUUCCCAUUCCUUGAGGAAAGUGACAAAGAGUCAUUCAUGUAUGAAUUUAAUGCAAACCAAAUAAUGUCAAAAGACUUGGCAGUCUUACCAGAGAAACUAACUGUAUCUGAACUGCAUCAUACUGUUUUUGAAAAUGAUAAGCUCUAUAGUGGCUAUCCAAUUGUAAGAAGUGCUGAUCUACAUGAAAAUGAUAAAGUUUGCAUAGGUUAUAUAUUGAGAAGACAUAUACUAAAAAAACUAGAGGUAAUUGAUACAGAAGAGACGGCUAAUGAUCAGAGAGAAAUAAACUUGAUGGAAUUCCCAGGUAGCGAUUUCAGUAGAGCAGCUUAUCAAUUUGGUGACAUUGUUGAUAAAUAUCCUCCAAUCGUAAAAGGAACAAUACCAGUUGAGCAACUAUUCGAUACUUUUAGACAGAUGAAGUGUAAGAUAAUAAUGGUUGAAGAAUGCGGUAUUCUCCAAGGUGUAAUUACUAGAAAAGAUAUUUUGAGAUUCUCAAGGGGUCUCUCAAGAGAACUGGAAGGUCCAAAAUACGCUUAUGAUGAACAUCUCAAUGAACGCUACUUUGCAUUUAUCCAAAAAGUAAGUUCCCUUUUUGGUGCAAAAAUAUGA
Messenger RNA from Nakaseomyces glabratus, 2325 nucleotides. RefSeq names its product Gef1p (gene GEF1). The record is from RefSeq and is a predicted model, not a curated record. Gene Ontology annotation, cellular component: early endosome; Golgi apparatus; fungal-type vacuole. Lineage: Eukaryota; Fungi; Ascomycota; Saccharomycetes; Saccharomycetales; Saccharomycetaceae. Gene Ontology annotation, biological process: transmembrane transport; intracellular copper ion homeostasis; chloride transport. Gene Ontology annotation, molecular function: voltage-gated chloride channel activity.